Molecule: messenger RNA, 9670 nt
Organism: Pocillopora meandrina
Lineage: Eukaryota; Metazoa; Cnidaria; Anthozoa; Scleractinia; Pocilloporidae
Source: the annotation of a GenBank genome assembly
AUGGGUGAAAAAAAGCUAGGGUACAUUCCAAACUAUGCCAGAUUCAUCAUGGGUGGAUCAGCCGGGUGAGUAUUGAUUGGUGUUCAUUUCAAUGAGGUGAAUACCCACAAGAUCACGACUAACUUGGAAUCGCGCGCCAGUCAUAAUGAAUAUUUAGUAAAUGUACGUGGCACUCUCUUUUGUUUGGUAUCAAUAUCAAAGUUUUCAUGGUUUACCAUGCAACGCAUCUUGCAUGUGUAAAUUUUAGGUUCUGACCAAGAGAUCAACAACUACUGUUUGAUGUUAUUCCGAAAUUGUCAGUCAUUUGCUAGUUGUUUCACGUGAUAAUCUUGGGAUAAAUUAAUAGCAAUCUCAGUGGUUACAUUUGCGCAUCGCUACCCUUCACUGCGCUAGGUUUUGUUUCUUGCUGACUCAGUGUUGUUUAGAAGCUAUCCAAUACAGGAUUCUGAACUUGUUGCUACGUUUUGCUGUAUGUAUGUGAGACCUUAAAUUGACGUGCAAAUUAUGGACACUGCUUAUGAGGGUCUCCAAUAGGUUUUUCGGGAUCCGGGAUUGGGCUCAUUUAAAGGCGGGAUCCGGGAAUUUAAACUAAGAAGGAAGCGAGAUGUGGGAUUGCUAUUAUGAAUGAGACAUGGGAAUCGGCGAUUUUGAGGAGUGGGAUUUGGGAAAUAAUCGCUUAAAUGAACCAAGAACUGGGAUGUCUGUUGACGAAAAUUUAUGAAGAAAUUUAUCUUCUCAGUCACGAAAAGCACCAGGCAUACAGGUUCUCUAGCAUUCAAGAGCCGGUUGGGCUGCUUAGUGACAUUUUUCAGUUAUUGUGCAGGAAUGAAAAUUAUAUCAGAUGCGAAGUUUGCCACUCCAUCCUUGGAAAGAGAGGCUGAUUUUUACCUUGGAAGAGGUUCCCACUUUGGAAGAAAUAUCCGGUUCAACAGCAGAAUUUCUUUAUCUCCGUUGUUAUGGAACUAUGGGAUUGCUGUGACCUUUUGUGUUUUAUGCACUAGUUGAAAUUGUUAUUCAUUUCUUUGAUAAUGACCUGUCUGUACUUAUACAUUUGUCUGUGAUUUAAGUUUAAUGAAAGGAAGUCAAUACUGUGACUAGCACUUGUUAUGCAUGCAAAACUUUUAAAACUUUUAAAACUUCUAAAUUAAACGAUAUUAUCAUUUUGGUGAAAAGAGAUAAACUCACGCUUUACAGUGACUAUGGACUUCAAUGGAUCAAUGCUGGUUAAGAAAAUCAUCACCCACCAGAAAUACCCUUCUAAGUUUAGGAAAUGGGCUAAGACAAAAUUGUAUGAUUGGGAUCAGGAUUGGCAGGUAUAAACCAUUGGGAUUACAGGAUUGAAAGAAAAUUUUAGUCAGGAUAAUGGGAUUGAAGAACCCUAUUGGGAACCCUCCUUGAUCAAUGGAAUUAUACUAGAUUUUGUUGCUCGCUGGAUAUGAACAAUCCGACAUGAAUAGAUUUCUCUAAAAUGCCCUGUAUUUAUUUUCACUGAACAAAGACCGGCUUGAUAUAUUACAACUUUAAUGCCAAUCAACUUUAAAAUAGCCCUCAAGCAGACUUUGCAGUGAAAUAAGCUAUUACUAGGUCCAUGUAUGAGCUAUUGAGUCAAAGUAUAAAUAAACACAAUAUAAGAAAUAUGUAAACAAACAAGAUAGAAAAUCGCAUGCGGAGAAUUUCCAUUUGAAGUAGAUAGAUGGUGCUAUGGCUUGUGCUAUGACACCAAAAAAAGUUGUGAACGGAAUAUGCAAAAGUUGCAGCAUUUGCAAAUUUUCAUUGUUAAAUAUGGAAGUGGAAGAUCUGGCUUUGUAUCUGUGGAAAAUUUAUGUGUCAUGUCAAAUUGUAAUGGGAGCCAUGGAUGAUCUUUGUGUUAUAAGGAUAUAGAACACAGGAUCAAUCUUAUCUCAGUCCAACCUAAGAAAUUUUCUCUCUUGAUUUUCAAUGAUAUUAGGUAGCAGGCAAAUUACUAAUAUCAAGGUAUUUUAGUGAUUGUGCUCACAGAUACCUUUGUGGUUACUGCAGUUUCACUAGUUGAAAUCUGAAAUGUUUACCAUGUGCAGUUUGCAUAACUGCAAAGAACAUUCCAUUAAUUUAAAAGGCACUUCACUAGUUUAUCUGAUUGGUGUAUAAGAUCACCUACCGAUUUUGCUUCUAUUUAUAGUUAUCAAAAAGCUUCCACCACCUCAUCAACAUUUGGAUGUAGGGAAUUCAUGUUUGAACUUUAAGCCUAAAAUGUUAAACAUUCCAGUAGGCUGUGUGCAGAGGCUUGACUGAUGUCAUCUGUUGAAAGUAGACAGAGCGCUCACUUUUGACUAUAAAUUUGUGAUUAAAUUCCAUGGAGCAUGUCUGUGUUCUUGUAUACAUCCUGGCAGCACUCCAGCAAUGAAGGAGAUUAUAAGAGCUUGUUCCUUUUGUAGUGGGGAGAACUCUCAACUCAUGCUAUUUUUUCAUUUAGUUUUUCCAAUUUUGUUGCUGGGUUUUGGUUGUGAGUUAAAAGGUCAGCUUAUGUAUAGAAAACCCAAGAGGCUUUUAAUUAGCCUUCUCAUUUUAAGAAGUGGAAUGGUAUUAUGGUAUUGCCUCUGAUAGUGAGACCUGUGAUACCUAUUGUUUCCAUAAACACAGCCCCAGUGGAUAUGAUAGGCAAUCAUGAUUUCCAGUGACAUACAGAUCAAUUUAUAUUUGAUUUGAAGACGGUAACAAGUAAGUUAUAUAUGAGACAUUGAUAGUUUUGAUAUCAUGUAUAAACUUUAUCAAGGUAUUCAGUGGUCUUGAGGUUGAGUAGAAAAUAAAAGCAUUAAGGUUGAUGGAAUUGCAGACGUGCAACUGUUAGAGAAAACCACAUCUGACCUCUAUGCUGAGCAACCUGGCUAUUGCAAAUAAUCAACCUCUAAGCCUCAUUUGCACCAAAUUUUUCUCAAAUCUUUGUCACCCUAUUGUUGUUUCGUAGGGUAUUCUUUUGAUCUCAAUGCUUAAAUUCGUCAGUCUGCAUCUUGGAAGUGAACCUAGGGGUGAGAAUUGGACAUACUGAUUUUUAUCAAGCAUGGGACUUAUCAAAUUUAGUUGUAAUCAUUGUGUUCCCUUAAUGUGAUCCUUUGAUUGUGUUUAAGUAACCCCAGUUAGGUACACUGUAGAGGCUGUCAGUACGCAACCAUAGUGCGUCCUUAUUGAGCACUACUUGUAUCCAAGAGGAUAACUGCUGCCUCCUGAGGUGCUCUUAUUGUAGCUUAGGGGAUCAUUUCUUAUCUCCCGUACUGUAAGUUCAAGAUUUAUUAUUUUUGAUAAAAUGUCAUGUUUUCACUUCUAUAAGUCAACUUGAAAAGUGUUGAACCUACUAGCUUUUCUGUUCCCAAUAAUUGUCAUGAUGUGUUUGAACUCUUAAAAGAUACAGAUUAGGUAUUUUUUUAAUUUAAAAAAUAUUUGAACUACUGCUUCUGGGGACCAACAAAAAUAUUAUAAAGCUCAGAAAAAGUGGUCUCUACAGCCACUUGGUUUGCUCCAUUGGGAGAGCACUUGACUGCUCUAUGGGAGGUUAAGAGUUCCAGCCUCAGAAUGACUGCAUCAGCAAAUAGGAUCUUAAAAUAAAGGAGAAUGUGCAGUCUUAGCAUGUCCUCAGUAGAUAUUUGGACAUCCUAGACUCUUGAAUGAGAACUGUAAAGGGUAGGCCCUUUUUUCUUGUAUCUUCAAAUUCAAUCAGUUAAUUAGCUGGAGUGAUUAAAGAACCCAAGUAGAUGUGCUAUUUCUAAAGAUUAGUGAUUGAAAUUAUGCCUGUGGUAACUGAGUAGUCAGUCUGUGUUGCAGCAGGUCCAAAUUAGAUUAUCACUGCCAAAUUACAACCUGCUUAAUCAACCAGACAAAAUGAAUGAACAAGUGAACAGUUAAACAGAAAUCAAUUAUACAAAACUAUCAUAAUUAUUAUUGUUGUUAUUAUUUACUAGAAUGGGUGCAACUGUGUUUGUACAGCCCCUAGAUUUGGUCAAAAACAGGAUGCAGAUGAGUGGUGAGCAUUUAUUUGUUAUUUUUAAAUUUCAAAUUCCAGGUAUUGUAUUUCUGUUGUUCUGAUUGGUUCACUCUACACUGCUUAAAAGCUCUUAUACAGAAUUGCCUUAUUUAGAAAAUGUUUUAUUCAAGUGUUGCUAAGCUGGAUUAACUUUUGGCUGGAAACAAUCACUUCUCCUGUACAUUGUGGAUAAUUUAAUGUAAUAAAACAGUUAUUCCAUAUGCAUUUGUUGGAUACAAGAUUGAUUGGCUGUGGCCAACAGGGUGCCAUAUCUAACGCAUGCACAUGGAAUAACUGUUAAAUGACAAUCUGAAUCAGUUACAUUAAAUUUCACUUAAUGUCAUCCCACGCAAUGUCAUCUGAUAUUUCCUGUUGUUUCUUAUUCAUCAGGACUUAAGUUUACCCUGGAUUAAAACAACUGACUGUUUGAAUGUUAAUUCCUUUUAGUUUUAUGUUUAUGUUGGAUUAAUGUAGCUGUUAGCAAGCUAAUUGAAUGAACGAUGAUUUUUGUUAAGUGUUAUCCAAGGUUUUCAUGCACAGAUAAUUUCACCAUUGAACAAUUACAAAGUUGGACUUUGAGAGGUUAAUAUUGAUGCAAAAUACUCCCACAUACAGGAAGCUGUUGUCUAUAAAUAUUUCAAUUGCCUGAAGACUUUUCAACAUUACAUGUGUCUCAAUAUUAUUCAUUUAGGGGUUGGUGGUGCUGCAAAAGCACACAAAAGUAGUCUACAUGCAAUUGCCUCCAUUCUGAGACAAGAAGGAGUUUUUGGUGUCUAUAAUGGGUUAGUUUGUUGAAUAAUGCAAACAUGUAAUUGAGCACUUGUGGUCUUUUUUGUAAUUAUUGUAUUUGCUGUGUUCGAUAACUUAGCUAUCUCUCUGUGACAUAAUGACUUGCAGGGCUUGAAUGAGUUAACAUUUCUUUGUACAGAUUAUCUGCUGGUCUGUUAAGGCAAGCAACUUACACAACAACACGACUGGGUGUGUUUACUUCGCUCAUGGAAAAAUUUAAGAGGUUGGUGAUAGAAAUUACCAUUUUUAGAGCAUGGUCAGAACUAUCUGAAAUAUUACCGUAAAGGGUCCCUUGAUCUACAUAUACCCUGACAAGGGUUUCAAUAAGUUUUGAUGUAGAUGGUAAAGACUACAAAGUAAGCAGCUAAUGGAAGAGUGAUCUGUACUCUAAUGGUGAUGAUUUCAGGGAAAAUAGGCAGUGAUUUUGCUUAAGACUGAUGGCAAAUUUUGCAGAUCACUGGCUCUUCUUGAAACCCCUGUAUGAAAGGCCUGUCACAAUGCUACAUUUUACACUGAUUAUUGUACAUCUAUGCCUGACUUGCCAUUGAAAUAUUUUCUACUUCAAUUGUAACAUCUUUGUUUAAAGAGCUUGAAAUGAUGAAAAGAUAUUGUGGCUCUCUGAAAUUCUGACUUUAGUUUUAACAUAAAAACACUUUUCUAACUAUUAUGCUUUGACAAUUCCUUUUUUAAACUAUCAGCUGUUAUCAGGUAAUGUUAUAGGUAAGAUGUAUUGGGUGAGCUGGAUGGAGAGAGAAAGCCACAUUAUUUACUUACAAGUCUUAUUUGGCAUUCUGUAUAUGACACAAUAUUCUUUGCAAGCCUUUUCAAAUUAUUUGCCAAUCUGCCUUAUUUAGUAGUUUGUGGAUAGGAUCUGCAUAGAAACACAUAUCAUCCAUAAAGAACUGAGUCUGGCUCUCUAAUUUCAUGCCACAAAGCAUCUAAGGUUAUUAACCAUUUACUACUGACCAUGCUUCAUAAGCCAAUGUGCCAACUGUCUUAAUCUAAUCUUUCUGCAUUGACCAAAUCCAAUUUGAAAUGACUGACAAACGUGCUCAACAGCCAAAUAAAUGGAAACAUGCUCUGUGUUGAGGAGCUGGUAGACCAGAUGAAAUUAGGAGAACUGCAUCUCAAUCCACUGGUCAUGAAGUAGAGAGGGGUGGGGAGAGUGCAUUGAGGUGAAUUGGUUAGUGAACAUUGUAAAAUUGUUUUUGAGCCACUUCAAAUGGACCUGCUAGGUGGAUUUUUAGGCCCAAGGAUGGGGACCCUCAACUCUCCUCCCUAAUUGUUUGCUUUCCUUGCUUAAUUAUUAACAGGAAAUUAAUUUUAAAAAGUUUGCAUCUUAUAUUGUGCAAAUAAACUACAUGUAGUUAACGGUUUGGAAUAGUAUCUAGAUAAACACUUAUAUUAACUUAUGUAUAAGAUUUUUAGCUGUCAUGUUUUAUCUUUAUAAUCACUUCAAUUGUGAUUGUUAUGUUUUUUGUUUAGCCCUGAUGGAACUCCACCUUCUUUUCUCAUGAAAUGUGCUCUAGGUUAGUGUUUCUACCUAAUUGUUAUUAACAAUAGUAGCACAAGUGAUAGGCUACUACAGUUUUGAUCAAAUCUGAUCAAAUUUGAUGGAUUCUGCCCUGUUAGCCUGUUUAAGGUGUAGAAAUGUGGAAAUGUUUUUGACAACAUAUAUACAACAAGGGUGAAAGUGGCACAAGUUUCUUAAAUUGGUCAAGUGAUUGGAAGUUGUAAAAGUAGAAAACAGUUAACUGUUUUUCACUACUGAUGCAUAAUUGCAGUUGUAGGGUUGACCACAAUUAUCAGUUACUGAUGUAGGGAAGACUCAUGCAGUCUCACUUUCAAGAAGACAUUCUCUGUAUAAAGAGUGUAUUUAUUACAAUGCAACAUUUCUAAACAACUUGAGCACCUUGAACCACUUUUCUUUGUAAAAGUAAAUGUUUGGAAAUUGAAGGGUGAUCAUUGUUUUAAUUCAGGAAUGACAGCUGGAGCUGUAGGCUCAUUUAUUGGUACACCGGCAGAGAUAUCCCUCAUAAGAAUGACUUCAGAUGGAAGGUUUGUUACAACAUUAUUUAUAUAGAUGUAAUAUGUCGUAAGAAAUCUAGAUGCAGACAAUACAAUCAGUGGUAUUGUAAGUGGAGUUUUCUUGGGGCAAGAUAGCAAUACCUGUAGAUCUGUUCCUCCCUUGUAGCACAGCAGUUGGCAUGUUUAUUACUUCACAUAUAACAGUAAGAGUUGUAUCCCACACCCAAUAAGACCGGACUCUUUAUUGUGCACUUAGGUCUGAGUAUUACAAUUGUAUUAAGACAUUAUCCAACUCCAACUUGACAAUCUUUCCUUUAUCUUUCCCUGUCUGCUUGAAACCAUGUUUUUGUAGUGAGAAACAGUAAGCCGUUAGCUCAUUGGAGUCAGAGGGCUGUUAAACUACCUUUUUAAACUAAAGGUUACGUUUUCUUGUAGAUUUUUGCAAGCUAAGGUGACAUAUUUACUGGUAUUAUCUUUCAUUCAAAUGAAUUAUGAAAGGUGAUGUUUCUUGCACGAGCCCUUCGCUAGAGAUGCGCUAUUGGAAACAAGGAGGGGGCAGGUAGCACAGAACCCUUGAAAUCACUGAAACCUCGUACAUGUACGUUCACCUCCUCUCAAAAAAAAUCAACAAAAAAAUACAGACAGUUUGUUUGCCUUCCCCCCCCUUCUUUUUGGAGUAAAGAUGUUUUGCUGUGAUCCAGCAUUAAUAAGCAAUACACAAAAAUAGAUAAUUUUUAAAAAUACCCUACCUAGCAAUUGCUCGUUAAUAGGCAUAACUGAACUAAUUGUGUUGAACAUAAAUUCUUUGUUUUAUUUAACAGGCUUCCUGUAGAACAACAGCGCAAAUAUACAAGUGUGUUCAAUGCCUUGUACAGAAUAACUAAGGAAGAAGGAAUUCUGACUCUUUGGAGGGUAAGAAUGAUUCGAUAAAAAUAGUUUAAGAUUCAUUAACGCCGGCAAGCCGUUUAUGUAUCCACUGAUCCAACUGAGCACAGGGCUAUAAAAUGUUGAAAACUCUUUGGUGAACAAGGCUCUUUUGAAGAUAUCAGGCAGACAGGUCUCUAGGCGUCUCGGUGCUUUACUUUAUUUUGAACUCUUUUGUAGGGAUGUGGGCCAACUGUUUUUCGAGCUGUUGUAGUGAAUGCAGCGCAGCUGGCGACAUACUCUCAAGCAAAACAAGGCUUGCUCUCCACAGGUUUGUUGAAUUACAGAAGCCUUUCAUAUCCUAAUGUCUCCUUACUGUGGUCAUGUCUUUAGCUCAAACGAAUUUAAGACCCAUGUUUUCCUUGCUUUACAGUGUCGUUAACAAGAUCUUAAAUGCAUGAAAAGAUCUUAGAUGCAUGACGAAAUGUCUGAUGGUUUAUUUGGUGUGUAGAAGAAAAACGUCCGGGUCCACAUGAGAUGAGCACAUGUAGGAUUCUAGGUUACACUUCGCACGCUGCACCUCACGAUUAUUAAAGGAUCAUAUUAGUUGUGCAAUAAUUGAAAACAUUGAUGUUUGUGUUUGCAGCUUAUUUUAAAGAUGAUUUGCUGUGCCACUUUGCAGCCAGCAUGAUAAGUGGUUUGGCGACUACUUUAGCUUCUAUGCCUGUUGAUAUCGCCAAAACUAGGUUAGUAAUAACUUUUCUCAUUUAAAUAAAUUGAGAUAUAUACUUGUACAGCUGAGAGUUGCAACAGAAUUACAACGCAUGGCAACCACCUACUUGUGUAAUAAAGAAUUAAUGGGCCUCGAUAGCAGAAUAACAUUGAAACUUUCAACUUUAGUUGGUUGAUAGCGUCUAAGCCGUUCAGUAUUUAUCGUUCCAACCUUUUUUGUAGGAUUCAAAAUAUGAAGAUUAUCGAUGGAAAGCCUGAAUAUCGUGGAGCCCUGGUAAGAAUCUUUUAAAGCUAAUUGUUUUCAAAAGUGCGACGAACCCUUUUCGAAUAUGAUUAUUUAUGGCCUGCACUAUUGCCACUAUGGUGUUCAAAGUCCGUCACACGUGAUUGUUUUUCUUUUUCCAACUUUCUUUCACAGUCUCUAGCUGAGAGACCCAAGUUCCCUCUAUCGCCGCCAAGUUUAUAGUCCCCCUAGUUAUCCACAAGUAGACUCUGAAGUAAAGAAAAAGCGCCAUGAAUUACCCUAUUCAUUCCUUUCUUUUGCUUGUGUUUCAGGACGUUUUUGUGAGAGUGAUCCGUCAGGAAGGGAUUUUCGCGUUGUGGAAAGGAUUCACACCAUACUAUUUUCGUCUUGGUCCGCACACUGUUCUAACGUUUAUCUUCCUCGAACAAUUUCAAAAGCUGGCGAAAAACUUCUAUGGUGUGUCUAGUGGUGGCGGUCUUUGAGGAUAGGUCAGCUUGGCUGUGAUGAAUGAUUCUUGUACAGUUACAAAUUCAUCUUCUGAAUGACAUGGAGGGAUCAUUUGACAGAGGAAGAAUUUAUUAAUAAUUUCAAUAAUGUUUAGGCGAUGGUCAUUGCAAAUAGCUAUGCAGAAAUAAUUAAUUUCAAUGACGAAUAAGACUCCAUAGACCUACUGAGACGGCGAUGGUCUCCGUCUUGGACAGUGAGCUCACCAUGUCUUAUUCUGAAGAUACAUGGAUUAACGAAUGAGACCUGAAAACUCUGCAAAUACGUAAUGACUGUAUGAAACUCCUCUAUAGGUAACUUAUUGGUAAAUUUUUGUGAUGUUGGUAUUAAAUUCGUUAUGUUUUAUAGCUUCAGCGAUCAUUUUUUCAAAAACAAAUGUCUUUAUACGUAUGCCAAUUUUUUCUUAACAUCUCAAGCCAAGACUUGGAAAUGGGAAUUUCGAUCGUGAAACCUUAUGGUUGAUAUCCUCAUUAUUUGUUUACUCCCAUCGAUUUUAUUAUUUUUUGGACAGAGAC